Messenger RNA from Diprion similis, 1833 nucleotides. RefSeq names its product cytochrome P450 4C1-like. The record is from RefSeq and is a predicted model, not a curated record. Lineage: Eukaryota; Metazoa; Arthropoda; Insecta; Hymenoptera; Diprionidae. The coding region runs from base 77 to 1603 and encodes 508 amino acids. The transcript has 10 exons. Gene Ontology annotation, molecular function: oxidoreductase activity, acting on paired donors, with incorporation or reduction of molecular oxygen; monooxygenase activity; iron ion binding.
CGGGCCGUCUCACGGUCCUGGAUUAGUCUACUUCAUAGUUCAUCAGUCUAACAAGUGGAUUCCGUGAAAGAACGUGAUGACUCUCGUACUAACUGUGCUGCUAACGGCAGUGUAUGCCGUAGUUUUCGUAAAAAUAGUUAAAUGGCUUUACAAAUAUUAUGCGUUUGCUAAAAUCAUUGACAAAAUACCUGGACCCAAAGCCUACCCUUUAAUCGGGAACACGCUUAGUUUUAGAAAAGUUAAACACGAAGAUCGCUAUGAAUGGGUACGUGAAAUGUGUAAGCAGUAUGAUGAAGGAAUAUUUCGUACUUGGCUUGGAACUAUGACCAGCGUUCAUUUCACUUCGCCAGAAACUGUCAGCACCGUCUUGGCUAGUAGGACGCUAAUUACCAAAUCGCCCAUAUACGAUUUCAUUCACCCGUGGCUGGGUACAGGACUACUAACUUCUACGGGAGAUCAGUGGCAUCAGCAGAGAAAAUUAAUCACGCCAACCUUCCAUUUCAAUAUACUGGAAGAAUAUUCUGUAGUAAUGUUUGAAAAGGCGGAAAUUUUGAAGGAAUGCAUCGAAUCAGAACUCAAAAAUAAUCCAAAUAAACCAAUCGAGAUGUUUGAUUUUCUAACAAGAUGUGCACUGGAUAUAAUCUGUGAAGCAGCAAUGGGAGUCAACAUCAAAGCUCAAACAGACCGGGAUGCUGAGUAUUCCACAGCUUUGCAUAGAAUUACCACCCAAGCUGUUAAGAGAAUUUUCCGACCUUUGCUACACUAUGACUGGUUGUACUAUCACACUCAGCGUGGAAAAGAAUUCAAACGUACUAUUGAAACAGCACACAAAUUUACAAAACAGGUAAUAAGUGAAAAAAGACUUGCCCGACAAAAUCGACAGCAAGACAACGCUGAUGAAAAUAGCGAGUGCGAAAAACCAAAACGGCAAGCAUUUUUAGACCACUUAUUAGAUGCGUGUGACCGUGAAAAGAUGCCUCUCACGGACGAGGAGUUAAGAGAACAAGUAGACACCUUUCUGUUUGCGGGUCACGACACGUCAUCUGCCAGUAUGAGCUGGGCUCUUUUCUGCAUCGGCAAUAAUCCGGACGUCGAAGAGAAAAUCCACGAGGAACAUCUGCGUAUCUUUGGGGAAUCGAGAGAACCGGCAACGCUUCGCCAAAUUAAUGAACUUAAAUAUCUUGAAAGAGUGAUAAAAGAAACCCUGAGGCUGUUUCCAUCUGCACCGUCAGUGGGACGAAAAGUAACCGAAGACUUGGAAAUUGCUGGAUAUAAAAUCCCAAAGAACGCCAUCGCUAGUGUUCAAAUACACUACAUUCAUCGGAAUCCGAAACAUUGGCCAAAUCCGGAUAGAUUCGAUCCGGACAGAUUUUUACCGGAAAAUUCUCAAGGACGACAUCCGUACGCGUACAUACCCUUCAGUGCCGGACCGAGAAACUGUAUUGGACAAAAGUUCUCUCUCUUGGAACAAAAGAUUGUAUUAACUGCGAUAUUAAGAGAGUGGAAAGUCAAGAGCGCUCUGAAAUAUGAGGAGGCGAAGUGCUAUAAUGAUUUCAUUCUAAGGCCACAACAAGGAAUCAAGAUUUACUUAACUCACAAAUAGCAAUCUGAAGUUCUACCAUGAAUUUAAAUCUGAUGUAUUACACAUUGUCGUGUUGUAAAUGUAAAAAAAAAGUAGAAUUAACCCCUCGAAAGUACCUCUGGUGCACAAACCUUGCGUCAAGUACAUUGAAAUAGAAACUAACAACAAAAAUUCACUUUGCAACUGAAACGCCACAUAUCACUCAAAUGACGAUUUACAUUCAAAUAAAUACCAGCAACAAUACCCUUGCC